GUGCAGAGUGUGCUGGGACAUCAUAAAUAGCACCCAUGGGUGCUGCCUCCAUAUAUUCUCCCAGGACAGAGCUCCUCCCAGGGGGAUGCUGCCGGCUCCGCACUGCUGACUUCUCCCAGCGUUGCUCCCAGGCAGGCCAUGUGCGUGGGGAGGUGCAGCCGCAUCGUGGGCCCCUGCCUGCUGGCACUGGGCACACUCUCUGUGAUAGCCAACAUCCUCCUGCUCUUCCCUGGUGGGGCGUGGAAGUACCUGGUGGACGGGCACAUCACCAAGCAGGCCAAGGUCAUGCCGGGCAUCUGGGGAGGAGGCAUCACCGUGCUGCUGGUGGCGACCCACAUCACAGCAAUGGGGUGGCGAUGUGCUGGCUGCUCCGACUGCGGCACCCGUCACAACGCCUUUCUCUCUGCCAUCCUCUCCAAGCUGGCACUCCUGGGCUCCGCCGCCUGCUUCAUCCUGUCUGGGGUGGGCCUGACCAACGGCCCUCUCUGCCUCUACAACGCCUCCGAGCACAGCCACGUCCCCACCUGGGGAUACCCUUUCUUGGACACCAGCAGCCAGGUGUCUGACACCAGGGUACUGGUGCUGGCGGAUUAUUUCCUGUACAAGCCGGACACCUGGGGCACCUGCCUGGAGCCGGCGGGCAUUGUGGCCUGGAAUGUCACCCUCUUCUCCCUCCUGCUGCUCGUCAGCACUGCCGAGAUGGUGCUGGCCUCCAUCCAGAUCCUCAACGGCUAUGCUGGCUGCCUCUGCGGCUUCUGCGAGGGGAAGAAGGGCCGCCCCACACGCCUGGACUGAGCGCUGGAGCUGUGCUCAUGGGGGUCACUGCAGGUGCGGGCAGCUGGAGACUGGCCUAGGGACAGAGGAGAAGCGGAUCCCAAACGUCGAGGUAUGGGAGCAGGCCCUGGAGGGAUGGGGGGCUCCUGGAGGGACCUCGUUGGGAACCUCGCUGGAAAUGGGACGACAGAGCAGCUGCUCAUCCUGACCAGCCCAGUGGUGCAGAGCCCCAUCCCCAUUGCCCCUGGGGCUUGGCUGCGCUCACAGCGUCACCGCCUUCGGCACGUCCUCAUCCCUGCCUGGUGCAGGGGCAGAGCCCAGGGGCUGCGGGAACAGCAAGUGCCUCUGCUUGGAGCAUAUUUGUACAUGAACUGGUCACGUUGAGAGGAAAGUGGCAGUGGCCAUGGUAACUUGAAAAAGAAGUCAGCCAGAUUGCACAAUAACAAGGAGAUGAAGAUUUUGAUGAGAGAAAUUGGGUUGAAAGUAAGUAUUAAAAAGGAGCAAGAGAAGGGGCAUAAGCAGGUGUGCCUGUGAGAGGAGAGGCCAUGGCAUUGUGCCCCAGCAGCCUCCCCCAUGGCAGCCCCGAUCUGCGGCACUGCUGACAGUGCCACUCAAUUUGUGUUUCACAGACUGAUGGUUGAUUGAGUGGGCUUGGGAAAGCAAUAAAGUGCAUUCCUCACGUGAAUCGAAGGGUUUUUUCCAGUGCCAAGGACCUGGCUGUGAAGCUUGCUCUCUGGCAGGGUGCACGGAGGGGCUGCUGAAAUGCCACCUCCACCACUCUGCCGAUGUGAAGCUGGAAGCAGGAGGGAGAGCAUCAUUAGGGACCCGUCCUUUAUUUGGGAGGAUUCUGGGUGGAGGAAGAGAGGUGCAAGGGCAGUGAGACAGAGAGAGAAAGGCUGAGAACAGGGAUAACGGUAAUAAAGGCAUGAGCCUCUGAGCCCAA
Molecule: messenger RNA, 1717 nt
Organism: Oxyura jamaicensis (ruddy duck)
Lineage: Eukaryota; Metazoa; Chordata; Aves; Anseriformes; Anatidae
Gene: TM4SF19
Product: transmembrane 4 L six family member 19
Exons: 5
Coding region: 139-795 (218 amino acids)
Cellular component (GO): membrane
Source: RefSeq, a predicted model, not a curated record